Penicillium roqueforti is the source of this 1347-nucleotide messenger RNA. Its product is annotated as SET domain protein. Lineage: Eukaryota; Fungi; Ascomycota; Eurotiomycetes; Eurotiales; Aspergillaceae. The transcript has a single exon. The coding region runs from base 1 to 1347 and encodes 448 amino acids. Gene Ontology annotation, molecular function: protein binding. The record is from RefSeq and is a predicted model, not a curated record.
AUGGCCUACGUACCCCAAAUCACAAAUAAGAAAGCCAAGAAGGUCAAGACAGUCAAUACCCCCAAUACCACCAUUAAGAAGACCACCAAUAGGAAGACUGCCAGGAAGAGCGCCAAUAGGAAGACCACCAAAAAGGCUCCCAAUCCUCCUGUUGAUCUUAACAAGCUUUUCCCAUCCUGGGGCUCUGAAGACGCACUGAACCAGACGGCAAAUAAGGAAGCUACUGAUAUCAUUCUAGCCGUGUACCAUGACAUCAAUGCCUACUGCAACCUCGAGAGACAUGCGAGAAACAAAGUUUACGGUUCUCAAGAGACGUUCUACAACCUGCUUGUCUUCACAGAAGGCUUUGUGGAGCGGGAAAUCGGCUACUACACGUCCUGCGUGGAAUCAUUCAAGGCGGAACACGGUGAGUUCCAACCUGUCACACCUAAUAGUAGAUUCUUAGAAUUCGUUACUGGGCUCGGGUGGAAGAUGUUUGCUAUCUUUUCCCAUGCCGAAGCAUUCCGACGGGGUAUCAAAGAAGCCGACGAUAGGACCUGGGGGCUCCUGCUCGAGAAGAUCCACGAAAACUCCAUGAGUAUUGAACUUUAUGCGCACAGUCGUACCCUGAAGUGGCGUAAUAUUCUUCAGGUCUACCAGGACAACCCCAUCCCAGGCCUGCCAGAUAUGAAACCCGAAAUCGAGACAUACAUGGGAUGGAAAGUCGACCACCCUCAUCACACGGUCAUCACGCUUGAUGGCAAGCUAAAGGAACCCACAUACAAUGGCAAGUUACAGCAACACAUCAACGAGAGUAUCUAUGAUCCCAAGAAGUGGAGUGGUCAGAAACAGGACCCGACACUUCGCAAGAAGCCCAAUGGCAGUUCAACCAACGUCGGACGCAACUGUGUUCUAUGCGGUAGCCCUGUUUCUUGUGACUGCCGCUUGAAAUCUCGGGCAGGAGAACUGGUUGAGCUUAGAGAAUACACCGAGAAGGGUACUGGUGUCCGAGCGCUGGCGAGAUUCGGGCGCGGUGAUAUUCUCGAUAUCUUCAUGGGUGAGCUCCUUCCCCACCCCGCAGAGGAUGUUUAUCCUCUAACACAAAGCGACGACAAAUUGAAGUUCUCCAAUCUGUGUACAAUUUGCCCUCACCAGUUUGGCAACUGGACUCGUUAUAUCAGCCACUCGUGCCGGCCCUCGACGCAAUUCAUGACUCGCACCAUUGGAAAACGAGUUGUGUGCACGGUUGAAGCCAUUCGCGAUAUUCUGCCAUUCGAAGAGAUUACUGUUAGCUAUGGCAAUAAGUACUGGGAGUCUGUCGGCUAUAACUGCCUAUGCGGACACUGCGAUGGUUCUGGGACUGACUAG